Molecule: messenger RNA, 3914 nt
Organism: Conger conger (European conger)
Lineage: Eukaryota; Metazoa; Chordata; Actinopteri; Anguilliformes; Congridae
Gene: zfp64
Product: zinc finger protein 64 homolog (mouse)
Exons: 6
Coding region: 251-2215 (654 amino acids)
Biological process (GO): regulation of transcription by RNA polymerase II
Cellular component (GO): nucleus
Molecular function (GO): RNA polymerase II transcription regulatory region sequence-specific DNA binding; DNA-binding transcription factor activity, RNA polymerase II-specific
Source: RefSeq, a predicted model, not a curated record
CUCAGAUGCCGACUCAGAAAUGUAGCAUAGCUAGCAUUUAGCAUGGUAGCUAGCAUCAAGGGGAAGGAAAUUGGAUAAAAUGUAUUGUUAAACAGUUACAUUUGGCAUCAGAACAGUAGCAGCAUGUUGGUAUAAUCCAUAUUAUAAAUGUGAAAUAAACCAACUUGAAAUAAGUCUUUAUUUUGGUUUGUUGUUAAAUUUGAGUCGAUAGCUAACUAACAAGCUAAGUAGGCUACUUCAUAGCUAGGUAAUGGCAUCUUUUAACGGAGAAGGGUGCCACGUGCCGCGUGUUCCCGAUAUUCACAUUUGUGGCACCUGCAAGCAGCAGUACAACGACGUUGACGGCUUUCUUGCCCACAAGCAAAAUGGCUGCCACGUGCCAUCAUCUGACACAACUGUCCCAGGCACUGUGUCUGCCAUCACAGCAGAUUCCAGUGCCGAAUUUGUUUUUGAAGAAACAUACCAGUCAUGCAUUCCCAGAGGUGUCAAAAAGAUCCAAACCAAAGCACAGAAAACCCCUUCCAAAAAACUGAAACCGCCGCUGUCUUCAAAGAGGCGCAGCUGUGCCUUCCCAGGUUGUUCUUUCAAAACGCAGUAUGGACAGAAAGACAUGGAGCGACAUCUUAAAACCCACACAGGAGAGAAGCCUUUUGAAUGCGAAGUGUGCUGCAAGCGCUUCAGCCGGCGGGACAAGCUGAGCAUGCACGAACGCUCUCACACCGGGGUGAAGCCUCACAAGUGCAAGCACUGCGCCUACGCCGCAGCCGACAGUAGCAGCCUGAAGAAGCACCUGCGCAUCCACUACGACGAGCGGCCCUUCAAGUGCCAGAUCUGCCCCUACGCCAGCCGCAACUCCAGCCAGCUCACCGUGCACCUGCGCUCUCACACAGGAGACGCCCCUUUCCAGUGCUACCUGUGCGAGGCCAAGUUCAAGAUCAACUCGGACCUGAAGCGGCACGCGCGCAUUCACUCGGGCGAGAAGCCCUACAAGUGCGACUUCUGCGACUACCGGUGCGCCAUGAAGGGCAACCUGAAGUCCCACGUGCAGAUCAAGCACGGGGCCGAGAACGCCCUGCGCUGCCCCGACUGCGACUUCCGCUGCGGCAACAAGACGGCCCUGCGGCAGCACCAGCGGCAGCACCAGCCCAGCCAGCCCAUCCAGUGCCCCGCCUGCAGCUACUCCUGCUCCAGCAAGGGGGCGCUCAAGAUCCACCAGCGCAUACACUCCGAGGAGCGGCCCUUCAAGUGCGAGGCCUGCGGCUUCGCCACCAAGCAGCGGAGCAACCUGGCCAUCCACCGCAAGAAGUGCCACCCGACCGAGGGGCCCGACCGGGGCGGGGGGGGUGGGAAAGCGGGCCCCAAGGGCGAGGAGGCGCCCAAACCCGCCAGCUCCCGCUACCGGGCCAAGCUGGACGCGGCGCGGGCCUUCCGCUGCGAGCUGUGUGAGGCGUCGUUCGUGCGUGAGGACUCGUUGCGCAGCCACACCAAGCAGCACCGCCACGCGCAGCUGGCCUACCUGCAGCUGCAGGACCCCGCCCUGCCGCCCUGCCCUCCGCCCCACCCCGGCCCUGACCUCGGCCCGCUGGGCGCCUACGGCGACGCACAGCUCAAGAUCAUCGUCGGGCACCAGCUGGGAGGGUCGGAGUGCGGUUUCGUCCCCGCCGACCCACCGAAGGACGGUCCGGUCCUCCUGACCGCGGACGGCCACUCGCAGGAACUGGCGGUAGACCUGCUGGGGGCGGGGCCCCACGGAGAGGCCGGGGCCCUGGGGCCCCAGACGGUGAUGCUGACUCAGAUCCAGCCGGGGCCCGAGCACGUCCUGACCCAGGCGCUGCUCCCGCCCCCGGACCCUUCCCAGACCUUCAUCGCCACCUGCUCGGACCUGGAGGGCCUGAGCGCGCUCAUCCAGGAGGGCGGGACCGAGGUUACGGUGGUGACGGAGGGGAACCCCUCCCUCUCCGCGUCGCUGCCUCCGCCCUCGUCGCUCGGGGGGGCGUCCCUGGACCCGGGCAGGUCGGCCGCGGUCGUCCACGGAGACUGUUCCCAGGCCGACGAGGGCACCCUGGUGGUGCCCAACAUUAGCAUCAGCUCACAGGGGGUCAUCAUCCACAGCUUGCCUCUGGUCGUAUCCGCCCCCCCACAGCACCACGGCGACCAGCUCCACCCCCAGAACCUCUACACUGACACCCAGACAAUAGAGGUCACCAUAGAGUGACACUCCCGGCGGGAUGCGAUUUCUCCCCAUUCCCCCCCCGAUUAAUCGGCCGAUACUGAUUAAUCGAACCCCACCCUGGGGCAGAGGACUUGAAUAUCACACAAGCACGCACAUCAAGAGCUUUUUUGCACACUUUUACGACUGAUACCAGGAGAGAACUUGAGGUCCUGAACUAACUUUCAUCAAUCAAUAAUCAGUGUUUUGCAAUAAUCGGGACAAAGGGGAAUAAUCGCAUCCCUGAAUCAGGACUGAAUUACAGACUCUUUAGUGUAGAUCAUUAACUGGAAGUUAUUUAUUUUUAGUCAUAGGUGUUUUCCCAUUUUCAUAAAUAGAACAGUAAUAGCACAAUAUCACAGAAGCAUUUUAUAGGGAGGGGUUCCCGGUCCUGGAGAAGCCCCUGUGUAUGCUGUUCUUCAGUCCAAUCUCUUAAUUAACAUUAUUGACAGCAUGGAUUAAGUUCCAUACAUUUGUGCUGAAACAGAAUUUAACAUAAUGCAGGCUUGGCUUGUUACCAGUUGAGCUUUCUUCAAACUGUUCAUUCCCGACAAAUGAUUUGGCUUCGACGGUCAGUCGUCAUUCAGUGAGAAUUUUAGUCAGUUUCAGCAUUUACGAGUUAACGGAUAUCAGCUGCAGGACCAUAAAUUAAGCAAUGCAGAUACAAUUCAGAUCUACUGCCUGUCAAAAGGAAGUGUUUGCAACCGCACGUUGCAGAAAAUUUAAUCGUUAUUGGAUAACUGAUCUGACCGAUGAAACGCCCAUAUGCUAAUAUGGAGUAUUGUUUCUGAGUCUGGGUCUGACGUAAUGUAGCAUUAAGAGAUGAAGCUCAGUGCUCGUUAACUUGCAUGGAUGAACCCCGCGGCUUCGUAAUAAUAAUUUGCUUAGCAGGGGGAAAAAUCCGCCCUGGAGCAAUGUGGGGUGAAGGGCCUUGCUCAAGGGCCCAACAGCUGUGCAGGUCUUAUCUGGCUACACCGGAGCUUGAACCACCAACCUCCUGGAUCCGGCCUCUGGGUCAUGCUAGUGGCGACUGUGGCCAGUCGAUCCGGUCACUUGUGUAAACCUGCAUUCGGCAAUUAUGCCGAGGUUAUGGGAGGAUUCGGUUGGUUGAUUCCUCUGUUCUCUAAUGACCCACACUACAUUACAUUGCAUUACAUUAUUGGCCAUUAUUGAUCAACACUAGUUGAUCGGUCACAUGUGGACUCCAGGUUAAUGCCGCAUAUGGAAGGUCUUCCUCCAACUUCCUACCCGAUACAGCUCUGUAUCCUUCAGGAAUUGCAGUUAACAUUGGAAAGAAAGCCAGCAUACACAGAGUCUCCAGGACCAGGUCUUAGAACGACUGGUGUAGGGAUCCCGUCAGGGUUUGGAAAAACAGAAAAUAACAACACUUGAAUAAAACCGAUACCUUUCUUUUCCAUCUUAGAAUGUAGACUUAGAGAAUGCAUUGUGCUCUUUAAGUACCACAAAUCUAUCUCUUAACAAAAGGCAAAUGUCCCUGUGCUUUAUCGACAACCUGACGUUCUUGUCUGUCCUUGCUCUGGUCUUGCCAUUUUAGCUCCAAAAAGCUGGACGAUCGAACCCUUUUAAGGUCAGUGACUGGGUCACGUGAAGGAGGCAAACGAAUGUUCUGGAGUGGACUGCAUUCUUUUAAUGAAAAGAAAAUAAAUGUGCAGCUGCUGCUCUCUGGCUAAUGAGCAGUCUUUCC